Molecule: messenger RNA, 513 nt
Organism: Ogataea angusta
Lineage: Eukaryota; Fungi; Ascomycota; Pichiomycetes; Pichiales; Pichiaceae
Exons: 2
Coding region: 1-513 (170 amino acids)
Source: RefSeq, a predicted model, not a curated record
AUGUCGAGUUGCCAAGUUCGACUGCAGGAGAGCAGUUUAACCGAGAUAGAGCCGAUUUUUAACCAAACACACGCGGAAUCACAAGGCGCAGCCAGCACUUCGCAUGAUAUCAGACUCACCGAGGAGUGCAAUAGCCUCCUGAAAAGCCGCCAGCCUCUGGCGAGCAGCGUUGAUGAAGCGUGUUCAGGAAGUGACAGAUUGAUGGUGAGACAGACUGCAAUGCUUUGCUACCUGGAAGCGGGUGCUAAACAGGCUCGUAUAAAAAUGGAUGGCAUUGGCGCAACAGACUUAUUCAUGAUCACCACGCCACGUGAGACCAAUAUCUUGCAUCCUCGCAGAAUUUCUCAGCUUGUCACGUCUGCCAGAUAUUGUAAUCUCCUGAUGUUCCCGAGCUGCGUCAGGUUAUUAAUGACAGCAACAGCUGAGUUAUGCUGCCACUCUACGCUCUCUGUCAACCCCGAUGCUUGGCAACCUGAAACUUGGCAUGUCCGCUCUGCUGCAUCCAAUCUGUAA